Molecule: messenger RNA, 5139 nt
Organism: Saprolegnia parasitica CBS 223.65
Lineage: Eukaryota; Oomycota; Saprolegniomycetes; Saprolegniales; Saprolegniaceae
Exons: 6
Coding region: 19-5121 (1700 amino acids)
Source: RefSeq, a predicted model, not a curated record
UGAUUGGAAAACAGCAGCAUGCGCUGGUACUGCGUCUCGCCGUCCUUGCCACGGGGCGCGCAGCUGCGCGUGCGAGCGGCGCCGAGCGCGUCCGCGGACGAGACGUCGGCGCUGCGCCUGAGCAUCUCGGACAUCGUCGCGGUCUCGUCGGCCCCGACGCCCGGCCGCCCAUGGCUCCGCGUCCUCUGGCAGCAGCAGGAAGGCCAUGUCAUGGCGACGACGCCCGACGACAUGCCACUUCUAGUGCCAUGGGAAACGACGGCGCUGGAGCACAUUGUGUUCGCCAACCCCGAGACGCCGCUGCGCCACGCCAAGACGAACGAGCUCAUGCUGCUCGAGACCGACGCGUACCUUGGCGUGAUCGCGACAAGCGACGAGACGCUCCUCGUCAUGUACCAAGGCGACCAGUUCUACGCCUGCGCAAGCGACACGAUUCCGAUGGCCGAGCGCAUCGCCGACGGCAUGCGCUUCCUCAUGAACCCGACGCUGCCCGAGAACGCGACGAUCGUCGUCCGGCAGUGGCCCGACCGCGAGAGUGACCAAGUCGACGUCAUCACGCAGCACCAAGAAGUGACAGGCGAGAUUCGGUCGGGCGACUGGAUCAAGCUCCACGAGCAAGCGUGGGUCAUGUGGAAGCUCUCGCACCACAACAACCUGCAGCUUUUGCAACCCGCCCACAUCGUUAUGCAGGAGACCCUCGAGAUGCCAGACAACGAUGACAUCGACACGGCAAGUGACGCGCCGCCUGCUCUAAGCGAACCGGCACCAGCCGUAGACGAAAGCCAGACUAUUGACGAGCGGCCUCCACAGGCCGUGCUCGCGAAGCACGAGUCGUGGGACGAUCGGCCCAUUCGCCCGGCCGGGCUCGAAACAAUGGCUUCGCUGAUCGAGGAGCCUGUGGUGUCUGUGCUUGCACCUCCUGUCUCGUAUGAAGAUCGCCCGAUCCGAGCGCCAUCGACGAGCCCUGCCUUAGUCGUCGAACAGGCUGACCCCGUGCACAUGGAGCCGACGGCUAGCGAUGAUGCGCCGGCGUCACCCUCUGCCGUCGCUGCGUGGGACGAUCAACCGAUCCGCAGCGCAUCUGCCAAGGACGCAGUAGAAAUGAGCGUCGAAACUGCGCGGACAUGGGACGACCGGCCUAUUCAACCAGCGGCUAGCGCGUGGGACGACCGGCCGAUCAAGCCAGCGCCAAAUGCCUUCUUGGACGCGCGGCCAGCGGCCACGAACGAUCCCCCGAUGGAUGCAGCAGCCUCGUCCUGGGAUGACCGUCCAAUCAAACCCGCGACCGUGGUCGAGAAGGAUGCGCUGAGCGACGAGCAGCCCGAGACGAAUUCUAGCCACUCUGCGACGCCCAACCAGAGCCCGACACAGGCUAACUGGUCGUUGUCGAUGGAGCCACCGCAAGAUGCCACGACGACGACGUCCGAGAGCCCGAUGGACGACACGACGCGGGCAAUGAGCAGCCCACCGAUCAGCGGCUCACUCGACGUCGACAAGAUCGUGUCACGGGAGACGCGGUCGAGCAGUGCGUGCAGCGACUGGGAGCCGCUCGUGCUGCGUCGCCGGAGCUCGUUUGAAGAAGACGCGCCGAUCGUCACCAACCAAGUGCCAGACUUCGCGGCCGCGCACGCCGAGGACGACGACGAGAUUCCGUUGCCCAAGUACGCGUCGCGCUUGGACGAGAUGCUAGCGGAGCUCAGCGACGUGAGCAUGAUGUGGCUCCUCCAGCUCGACCUUCUCGAAGAGCUCUUCCACCACUUGGAGCUCCACGGGCUUAGCGUCCCGGAAAUGAAGCGCACGAUGGAGAUGCUCGAGAUCAAGGCCAACCAUGCGCUGCACGCCAAGGUCCUCCCCUCCUUCCUGCGGCUCAUGCCGUUCGUCAAGAGCUUUAUGGCGUCCGCGGGCGACCUCCUCGCACCGCACAUGGAACAUUUGCUGCCACCCUUCUUCUCGCUCUUCCAAGAACGAUCCAAAGGCGCGAUCGCAUCGCUCGAGGCGCAUUUACACGACUGGUUUGACAUCCUCGACAUCGUCUUGGUGCUCAACAGCCUCGAGACGGCCGUCGUCGACUUGCACAUGACGGAGCUGGGCACCGCGCGUCUCGUCACGUGGUUUGCGGGCGCGAUGCCGCGCACCAAAGGCGUCCCAAGGGCCAGCCCGCGCCUCUGCGACGCCCUCGUGCAACUCACGAGCCAUCGCGCGACCAAGGUCCGCGACGCGUCGACGCAGAUUUUGACCAACAUCCUCGGCCAUUACGACGGCGCGUCUGCCCCGUCGUGGCUUGCAGGCGGUGCCCCCGAGACGCUGGCGGAGAUCGUCGCCGACAAGUUUCCGUCGAUUCCAAUCGUCGCGUCACCGCCCAAACCAUUGCUCGUCCACGACAACGAUACGGCUCUCGCACCCGCCAAGCCUCGACCCUCGCUGCCGAAAGGCAAGGGUCUGGAGCGCAAGGUCAACUUGGAGAAGAGCGGCGUGCUCAAGCCGUGGCAGCGCAGUGCCGACGACGCACCCGCCGAGCGCAAGCCGUGGCAACGAACCAAGCCAUCCGACGCGGAUCAAAUGCAAGCAGACGGCGCCGCCUUACUGCCACUCGACGACGCUACGACCUCGCCGACGGUUGUUGCAUCGUCGGUGGACAAGGUAACAACGACCGACGGGACGGACGGUGCGAUGAACAAGGUGUCACCGAUGGCGACCAAGCCAUGGGUGCGAAAAGCCACGCCUGCACCAAGCAGCGACACUGGUGGCGCGGUGGCAGCAGAGAGUGUUGACGUGAGCCCGACCGCGUCGACGGCCAAGCCGUGGCUUCGUGCGAAAGCGGCGCCGUCGCAGAACGACAUCAGCGAUGACAUCGUGGUCGCGGCAUCGCCCAAGCCACGGCGGGUCGCAACGACGAAGGACGAGACGACGCCGGUGAUGGAUGAGUUGCCGAUGGACUCUGCUUCCGAUGUCAUUGAGCUGGAGCCAACGCUUGCGGUCUCCGAGACACCGACGACUGUGACGGAUGAUAUGCCUCUGGCCGACACGAUCUCCGAGACACAGACCACCGAGACACAGACCACCGAGACGGACGAAGCGCCAGUAGAAGAGGUCGUCGAUGGGGACAUCUUGGACGACAGCGCCGAAGACCUCGUUGUCUUUGAUGACGACCCACCUGCCAUCGAAGAAGCCAACCCGGUGCUCGGGGACGUCGUGCCCUUGGACGUGGCCGGGUUUCGCGAAGAAGAGUCGGCGGACGAAGAUGUCGGUGCCAAGCAAAGCUGGUUCUUUGUCGAUGAACACGCCGAGGAUGACGACGACGACGACGAAAGUGACGGGCCUCCACGCCGCACUGCAAUGCUCGGCGACAGUGACAGCGAAGGAAGCAUCCACGCCUUGUCGUGGGAGGCGUCUCCGCGCGUGACGGUGCCCGUACUCGGCAACACCGUCUACGACAUCCUCGGCAGCCACCCGCUCGAGUACUUUUCCCUCGAGCCGCCCUCCGACACAGCCGUGCUCUCGCACCACAUCAUCGACGCUCAGGUGUACGACACACCCGACGAGCCGCCUGCACCCGCCGAGGAAGACGUUGUCGAUGAGAUGGCACCCGCGGCCGCCGAGGACGAUGCGGCAGAGAUGGUUCCAGCGACAGCGGACGUUCCCGUGGACGACGAAGCCACGGACGACGAGCCUCCGAUCAGCCUCGCGCCAAAGGAUGCUGUCGAUGACUUUGAGAUCGAAGCCAGCGCGUCUUUUGACGAUAUCGAAAAGGACAAAGCCAUCACGGUCGACAGUCCUGUGAGCAGUGGACGACAGCCGGUCGACGACCUCGACGAGAUGUGGCCAACGAUGGACCACGACGAGGACACGCCCGGCGAGGCUGCGGUGGACACGCUGCAUCUGAAAGCGGAUGACGAAGCUGCAACGAGCGAUGACGAGGCACGCACGAGUUUCUUCCGCGGGCGCUUUGCCAGUGACUUUGAUGAAAUGUUCCCCGAAGAUGACGAGUACCUCGACCGCGUCGACGACGGCUGGAGUCGCGUGCACAGUCGCCGCAACAGUGAUGUGUCGAGUGGCGGCGUCGAGUGGCACAAGCACGACGUCGUCCUAUUGCCGCGCGCUUCGAUCGUCGAAGAAGGCAACGAAGACGACGAGUGCGAGCCGUUCGAGCCCGAGGCCAUCGACCGCGCAGGGUUCUUUGAUGGUUUCGAGACGGAAUUUCCGACGCCGUUGGACGCGACCGACGCCAUGGAAGCGCUCUACGUGCCGCUGGGUUGGUGGAUCCAAGACUGCCACGACCUCCUCGCGUCGUCCGAGUACGACUCGCAGGCGUCGCUGGCCGAGUUUGACAGCGCGUUCUGCAUGCUGGAUGUCUCGUUCGCGCACCUCGAAGGCGACGACGACGCCUUCUUCUGGGACGACCCGAUCGGCGAUGACAUUGUCGUGUCGCCCGCCGACUGGGCCGCCGUCAUCGCGUACCAGCUCAACUGGCAGCGGGCGAAAACCGCGCUCCUCGAGGACUUUGCGACCGCGAUCGAAAUCCUUAUGCUGCGCGACCGGCAGCGCAAGGACGACGAGGCGGCGUGGGCCGCGGCCAACGACGCGCCGACCGAGCAGCGCUCCAAGUCGAUGACCGUGCGUCGGUCGUCGGUGUACGGGUCGCUUCCGAAACGACGGUCCGAGACAACGCUGCAGAAACCCGUGUCGCUGGCGCCAACGCCCUCGGCACUCCUCAUGCCGCCGCGCAUUCGCACGUCCGUGUCGACGACCAACCGCACGCCGUCCGAGACGUCGUCGACGACGUCGUCGCGGCCCGAGUCGCCGGUCUCGUCGCGGUCGGGCUCUCCCAAAGCGCUCAAGAAGACGCCCGAGUCGCCGCGCCAGAUGCCACGGCCACGCGCGUCGUCGAGUGCCGUACCCAGUGGGGUGCGCAAACCUGUGACGGCGUCGGCGCUCGCCCCGCCAACGCGAUCGCUUUUGCAGCCGCCGACGACGACGCUGACGCGGUCGCGAAGCGUGAGCGCUGCGCCUCAAAUUCCUGCGCCGCGCCUGUCGACGACGGGGCUGCGGCCGCCCGGCAAGUCGUCGCUCCGUGCCCCCGCGAGUCGCAUGAGCCUCCCCAAGCCCGUGACCAAAUUGUGAAUGAACGUAGGUACCCUC